This is a messenger RNA of Fusarium musae, 5397 nucleotides long. RefSeq lists its product as uncharacterized. The transcript has 2 exons. The coding region runs from base 1 to 5397 and encodes 1798 amino acids. Lineage: Eukaryota; Fungi; Ascomycota; Sordariomycetes; Hypocreales; Nectriaceae. Gene Ontology annotation, cellular component: nucleus; cytoplasm. Gene Ontology annotation, biological process: proteasome assembly. Gene Ontology annotation, molecular function: molecular adaptor activity. The record is from RefSeq and is a predicted model, not a curated record.
AUGGCGGCAGCAACAACAACGAAAGAGAGGGAACUGCAGCUGCUGGACACCGUCGAGCUCAAGAUCCUAAAUGUUGCCAACAAGGAACAUAAGCUGCACGAGCUAUUACAACGUUAUCUGCCGCCGGUCAUCCUCAAGGCGGCUAGUGAACAUGCUCAAGUUCGAGCUAAAGUGGUCCAGAUAUUCUCCAACCUGAAGACCUUCAUCCAACCCCCGGACAUAGAGCGCCUGGAUGACUAUGAAAGAAGACAGCUUAUACCUAAAGCUUUGUCAGGAUUCGCCAAGGACCAAGGUGUUGCCCGAGCUGGUCCAUUCUUCAACAUCAUUCUACGUCUCCUCCUUGAUGCCCGGAUACCUCCAAGAGGCAGCAAAGAUGAUACCGAGUACCGAGAAGCAAUCGGACUAUCAGACGAGGCCGACGCAAAGUUCCUUGCUAGCAUGAUUAGCAUUUUCCUACGGCUACGGAACCCUACGCAAACUCAGAACUGGACCACAGCUAACCCAACACUCACUAAAGCUGAGCUCGAUUCGCUAGCUGUGGAAAGCCCCGAGUCACAGAAGGUUUUCGAGAGGAUGUCAGAGUUGAAGCUCAAGCUCGUCUCGUUGCUUGCAAGUGGUGCUUUUACUGACGAGGAGAAGUUCUUGCCCGCGCUUUACGCUUCAUCCAGUUUCGAUAACAGACUUGUAUCCGCAGCUGAAGAAGUUUUGAAGCGAAGCUCUGUGUCUAUGGAAGAUGAGCCACUUGUCAAGCGCCUGUUUCAUGCUCACUCAAUCCUGCCGCCCACCUACCGGACCAGAAUUCUCAACAUGCUCUCUAAAUCAUCCAUCUCGGCAACAAUGUCGGAUGAUAUCAUGGCUGUAGUCAAACUCAACUUCUCCUCGCCAGAUCAAGCUUCAAGUGAAUUGGCACAGAAUAUGCUGCCCAAGAGUGCGCUCGAACAAACAAAACUGCAUACGGCGACGUUUCAGUACCUUGCCUGGGUAGCGCGCGUUGGGCCCACGCAGGAAGGAUUUGACAUUGCUGCUCCUCUCGUGCAUGAGCUGUCCACUUUUAUAGAGCGUCAAGGCUGGCCUGUUCCGUGGCGAACAUCUCACGACGAUAUUGCACUACGAUCGAAAGCGUACGAAACUAUUGGAGUGUUGGCGAGAAGUGCGAAUAUGCCAAUUGGGAGGCGUCUACAACUCGCCCACUGGCUUUUUAAGUCAUUGUCAGAGGAUACGACUUCCGAUGCAGUUGUGAACAUAGAUGGAGCUCUGUCCAGCCUAACCACCAACAUUCCGGCAAUGACGGGCAAUGAGUCUCAAGAGUUGAAGACAAUGCUGCUAACGUUUAUGUCUCUCGCUGAUGAGCCCCCUGCUGUUAGAAGCACUCGACACGCUGUGGUCAAGUGGGCCAACCAGUGCCUCGCCUUUUCCGAUGUUCUGGGACGCUGGAUUGACAUUCUGGCCGUUGGUGCCUACGAAGGCGAGAGAAGUGAUGUUAUUGAGCAGGGCCACAAAGGUCUUGACCCUUGGACUUAUCACGCACACGCCGAAACCAGUCCGAUAUUGCCAGACUGGAAAGAAAUGAUAGUCACGUUCUUUGGUUCUGAAAUUAGCCCAUAUACCAUUACGGAGGCCGCCACUGCCCCUCUUCCAGAUGUGACAGAAAAGUCGCACUCGGUGUUUGAGAACUUCCAAGGAUCUCGUAUAGCUGCUUUCCCAGUUGCCCUGAGAUAUUGCAAGCACAUAAUGUUCCUCACAGCUCUCGAAGACUUCGAAGUGGAGCCUGACUGGAUGCAAACUCUAGAUGCACGAGUCAAAACGGACAUCAAGACGCGAGAGAAGAUCCUAGCCUAUCUGCAUACAAUCGAUAGUGGAUACAUACUCUUCUAUCUGAAGGCAUGCCUCGAUGGAGCCUACCUCAGGGACUCUCCGAUUACGGAAGAAUGCAUCCGUUGUUUUGUUGAUGUGGCAUCCCUCAGUCCCGGCGGGGCACUGGGGUUCUUGACCAUGUUUAGCGAUGGCCUUUUCCAGCUGAUCAAGUCGAAUAAUAAGGAAGUCCGGUCACUGACUGCUCGUGCCCUUGGAAUUCUUGUGUCACAUCUCGCGAAUGACCCGUCUCUGAUAGACUAUUGCCGCGAGACUCUGAGUGCACUAUUCGAAAACGCCGAGAGGUUAGUCGGACCUGAACUCAACGUUGCUGAGGGAGGAUUACUGGCAUACAGCUACGUCUGUUCGCGAAGCGUUUACUACGGACAACCCAUUCCCGACGAUGUUCAAUAUCCCAUUCAGUUCAUCACCGGCGAAAACGUUGUGUCGUCACUCCAUGACACAGCGCUCGAGGCUUUUGCACAGCUGUGGACAGCCGGACUCGCUAUCCCGGAACGCGAAGGUGAUCACUCACUGGAAAAGGUUAUCAGCAAGCUAGUCGCCUCAGCAAAGAAAAGCAACGAGAAGGCAAUUCUUGCUCUGGGAAGACUGGCUGCCGGGCUGAGUGAAAGUGGAGAGGCUAAUGAGAGCGAAGAGGGAUGGUUGCAUGGAAUCCUGGGCAACAUCCUCAAGGAGCUUUUCGCCCUACAUGAGAUCAAGCAAGUCGAGGUGCAGUUCACUGUGGGAGAUGCUAUCACUGCAACUCUGGCACGAUGGGAAUCCGAUUAUGUAAAGCUGACCCUGGAUGUCGAGUCUCGCGGUUGUCUUCAGAAGCGCAAUGGAUCCCGUGGCCCGCUUCUCACAGCUGUUCUUAACAAGAUCUUCGCUGACUGCAAGGCCACAAAGCCAUCGCUGCUGAAGGCGUCCGGCAUCUGGCUUUUCUGCAUUGUUCAAUAUUGUUCACACCUGGAAGAGGUUCAGUCGAGGCUCCGAGAGACUCAAGCUGCAUUUAUGAGACUUCUUAGCGCACGCGACGAGCUUGUACAAGAGACUGCCUCGCGCGGUUUGUCUUUGGUAUACGAGCGUGGCGAUGCUGAUCUCAAGAGCGCCCUUGUGAAGGACCUAGUGUCUGCAUUCACAGGCAACGGCACCCAGCUCAAGGUCGACCAAGAAACAGAGCUGUUUGAGCCUGGUGCUCUGCCAACUGGAGAGGGCAGCUCCAUCACUUCAUACAAGGACAUUGUCAAUCUGGCCAAUGAAGUUGGCGAUCAAAGGCUUGUUUACAAGUUCAUGUCACUUGCUGCGAAUGCUGCUACCUGGUCAACUCGAUCUGCCUUUGGUCGAUUUGGACUCAGCAACAUUCUUUCAGAGUCUGAAGUUGACCCUAAGCUCUAUCCCAAGCUCUACCGUUACCGAUUUGACCCCAAUCAAAACGUGCAGCGAUCCAUGGACGAUAUUUGGAAGGCACUUGUCAAGGAUUCGGGCGCAGUUAUCAGCACUCACUUUGAUGCGAUCCUGGACGACUUGCUUAAGAGUAUCUUGGGCCGAGAAUGGCGCAUGCGAGAAGCAAGCUGUGCUGCUAUCUCGGAGCUCAUCCAGGGCCAGCCAUUCAACAAGUACGAGAAUCGAUACCGUGAUAUCUGGAUAUCGGCAUUAAAGGUUCUUGAUGAUGUCAAAGGUUCUGUGCGAGAGGCUGCCUUCAAGCUUUGCAGAACCUUAUCUAAUACUCUUGUUCGACAACUCGAGGAGGGAACUAGUGGAUCUGCUGCUAAAUCUAUGAUGAAGGAGGCUCUCCCCUUCCUUCUGUCUGACAAAGGUAUCGAAAGUUCUGUCAAAGAAGUCCAAGCCUUUGCUGCUAUUACCGUCAUCGAGCUCACUAAGAAGGGUGGAAAGGCUCUCCGACCAUUUAUUCCGGAGAUGGUUCCUCAACUUCUUGGUUUACUGAGCUCUAUCGAGCCCGAGCAAAUCAACUGGCAUUAUCAGAGAGCUGGUGAGGACAGCCGAGACCAGAUUGAUAAAAUUCGAUCACAAAUGGUGAACCGAUCUCCGAUUUCUGAGGCCAUUGACAAUUCACUUCGAUUCGUGGACGCGGAUGUUAUGGCUGAAUUGGCACCUAAACUAGAGGCAACUAUCAAAACUGCUCUCGGCAUGCCGACCAAGAUAGGAUGCAGUCGUGUAUUGACGACCCUAUUCACAAACCACACAAAUGACAUUAAGGGAGUGAGCAACAAGUUCCUCCAACUGAUGGAGAAGCAGACAAUGGACAAGAACGACGAGGUCAGCCAGGCAUAUGCUCGAGCUACCGCAUAUAUGUUGAGAGCUGCUUCGGACUCGGCCAAGAACCGAUUCUGCAAGAAGUUUAUCGACAUGUACUUCGACGCAGAGGAGGAAUCGCGUCGCCAGAAGACUGCAGAUGUGAUUGUGGCGCUGGCUAAGGUCUCGCCUGACCACUUCACUGCCCUAGAGACACAAUUGCUACCCUUCUCCUACUUGGGCUCUCACGAUACAGACGAGUAUACCAGCAAAGUAUUCAAGAAAGUAUGGGAGCAGCACGCUGGAAGCAGUCGCACUGUUGUUCGUUACGUUCCCGAGAUCGUAGCACUCGUGGAGAGGUGUUUGGAUACUGCACAAUGGGCCCUUCGACAUGGUGGAGCUUUCACCGUUGCGGCUAUGGUAUCUGAUGUUGCAAGUGCAAGUGAUGUUAGUGGCCAAAUCAGCGACGCCAAUCUCAACAAGAUCUGGCCUGUUUUCGAGAAAGCACUGGCCCUUAAGACAUUCGCUGGCAAAGAGAAGCUCCUUGAAUCAUACCCUAAAUUCGUCGAGAAGGGACACAGCUUGUGGAAGUCAGACACAAAGAUCGCUGCACAGAUGAAGAAGAUUGCUCUUCGAGAAGCUAAGCGAAACAACGACGAGUACCGUGUGCACGCUUUCCGCUGUCUCUGGGAGUUUGCAAAAGCUCGGGAUGAUCUCGACAUGCUUGAUGAGAUUGCGGAGAUCGUUACGCCUUAUCUUGAAGAGCUGAAAGGAGACGACGAGACCGAGAAUGGAGAUAAAAUGGAUAUCGACUCUAAGGAUCAAGUCGCGAAGGAACAGCUUGCAGAGAAGACGGCUUCCAACGGCUUGGAGGCUGUUGCUCGCGGGCAUAGCCGAACAGAUCUUGGCAUUCUGACCAAGAUCAUAAAUAUUCUCAAGCCUUUCCUGUCAAGCCCGAACUUUGCGACUAUCAAGCGCCAAGUAUGGUACGAGUGUGUGCGCGAUCUUAUGAACGAUGCCACGCCUUCAUCAACACCGGAUGAAAAUGCCGUGGCGCUUACUUAUCUACUGAGCCUGGAUGUUGACUUGGUUGACACUGGCACUGAAGCACAGAGAGUUAUGAGGGCCAAGGCAGUGGGCGCAUUGUUCAAGGCAAAGGGCAAGGGAGUCUUUGGACCGACUGGGGGCCCUGACGCUGCGCAGUUGAAGACGAUGGUGAGUCAGGCGCUGGAAGCCGAGAGGUCUUUGGAGGUUCAGCGUGUGCUGAGGGAUAUCCUCGUUGAGAUGGAGUAA